GAGUUGAUCGAUAUGGCACAAUUAAAUUUGAAAUACUACCAAAAAAUGCAGAUGGAGUUUGCCACAGAAGACGUAAAAGACAAAGACGAGCCAGCGAAAAAUAAUGGUGACGAAAAAAAUGGUUCCACACCACAUGAAGAUGGAAAAAAUGGCUCUGCAACACUGGAUGGUGAUACAAAAAAUGAUUCCAUGCCACCUGGAGAUGGGAAAGCUGUCUCCACAACAGAUAGUGAAGGAAAAGAUGGUUCCAUGCCACAAGAAACAGAUUUGGCAGAGUCUGCUCAAGAUCAGGCAAAGGCAGCACCACAAGAAUAA
Candidula unifasciata is the source of this 315-nucleotide messenger RNA. The record is from the annotation of a GenBank genome assembly. Lineage: Eukaryota; Metazoa; Mollusca; Gastropoda; Stylommatophora; Geomitridae.